CCCUCUCACCUGUCGGUCUCUGUCAGACUGCACAGGUACGUCUCUCUCUCUCUUUCUCUCUCUCUCUUAAAAGCCCACUCUCUGACUCGCCUGUUCUUCCUCUCCGUUGAUAUCACUGGCUGGCUUUUUGAAGAUGUCCAAGGGGGAGCAGAGCAUUUGCGGCCUUGAGGAGUAUUUCCAGGAACGAGGGCCGACUCUCACAUUCAGCAAUCUGCACUACUGUGUUCAGGAGACGAGAUUCUGCCGCAAGACAGGUCCUGGAAAAUACAUCCUUAAAGAUGUGAGUGGCAUCAUGAGACCCGGGAUGAACGCCAUCAUGGGUGCAACAGGAAGCGGCAAAACAUCACUUCUAGACGUGAUAGCGGGAAGAAAAGACCCUGCUGGACUGCGCCAAGGAAGCGUCUUGGUAGACGGAAAAACUGUCACGUCGGAACUGAGGCUCUCCUCUGCCUAUGUGGUUCAGGACGACAUCCUGAUGGGCACUCUGAGUGUGAGAGAGAAUCUGCUGUUCAGCGCCAACCUCCGCCUCGACCCCAAGCGCCACUCCGGCGCAGACAAACACAGCAGAGUAGAUGCCAUCAUACAAGACCUGGGCCUCGCAGACUGUGCAAAGACUAAGAUAGGGACCGAGUUCAUUCGUGGGGUGUCCGGAGGUGAGAGGAAGAGGUGCAGCAUCGGCAUGGAGCUCAUCACUUCUCCUGCGCUGCUGUUUCUGGAUGAACCGACCACAGGACUGGAUUCCAACACUGCAAACUGCAUCAUCAGUCUACUGCACAAGCUGUCCAGGAGAGGUAAGACUGUGAUCUUCUCCAUCCACCAGCCACGCUACUCCAUCUUCAAACAGUUCGACCACCUGACGCUGAUGCACAAAGGGGAGGUGGUGUAUGCAGGAGCAGCGGACCACGCACUGGGAUACUUCACAGACCUCGGCUUCCAAAUUGAGUCCUUCAACAACCCUGCUGAUUUCUUCAUGGAUGUUACAAAUGGAGAGGCAAAGUCAACAUUAAGGUCCGUCAAUGCAGCUGAGUGCAACAACCCACUGGCGACACAGUAUCGCCAAUCCCAACUGUGCCAACGGGUGCUGGAGGAGUUGGACCAUGCGAAACAGAGCAUUCUCGAUGGGGUCAUAGGUCAAGACGAGGUGGCCGACUACGCCACCUCUUUCCUCUAUCAGAUGCGUGUGGUGUGUGGCAGGACAGUGCGGAACUCUCUGAGGAACCCUCAGACCUCUUAUGCCCAGUUGGCGCUCAACAUCUUCUUUGCGAUUCUGGUGGGACUCAUCUAUUACCAGAUGCCCUUGACACUGCCUGAGGCUUUACAGAACAGGAGCGGGGCGUUCUUCUUCCUCAUCAUCAACAUGGUGUUUGGGAAUCUCUCUGCCGUGGAGCUCUUCAUCAACGAGAGGGCGAUCUUCAUUCACGAGAACUCGAGUGGCUAUUAUCGUACUUCUGUCUACUUCCUGUCCAAGAUCUUUGCUGAUCUCAUCCCCAACCGCAUCAUCCCCAUCUUUGUGUUUUCAGCCAUCGCCUACUACAUGAUGGGGUUGAAGCCCGCCUUCGAGGCCUUCCUGUGUUUCGCUCUGACCAUGUCUCUGGUCAGUCUGGCGGGAGUCGGUCUGGCUUUCCUCGUCUCCGCGAGUGUUUCUUCAUUUGCCAUGGCCAACAUCCUCAUCGCUCUGCCCUUCGUCUUCAUGAUGGUCUUUGGUGGUUUCCUUGUCAAUCUCAACUCCAUGCUGAGCUGGCUCUCCUGGCUGAAAUGGAUCAGUAUCUUCAAAUAUGGAUUGGAUGCUGCAUUCAUCAACGAAAUGAAAGGACAGCUGUUCUACAGCAACCAAACAAUCAUCCCAGGGGAGCUGUUCCUGAAAAGCCAGGGCAUCGACUACUCCGUGUGGGGCUUCUGGCAGAACCAGGUGGCUCUGCUGGGAAUCGUAAUUGUCAGCAUGUUCCUGGCCUACGUGCAGCUGCGACGAAUCAACCGCUGGAAAUGAUGCCCAUCCAUGGGCCUACGUAUCCGUCAACCACGCACGAUGUCGUCAUCCUAUUUAUUCAGCAGAAAGAAAUGGAAAGCUAUUGUUUUUAUGGGUCCAACAUAACAUACUGUGAUCAUUAUUUAAAUCUGUUGAACAUUGCACAUGGAAUCUCCCCGUGUGUGUGUGUGUGUGUGCGUGUGUGUGUGUGUGUGUCUCUCUUUAUCAUGCUCUCAAACAAAAACAAAUGCACGUGAUGUAACAUUUGACUCCAAGGUGGAUAAGCUUCCGUUAAGCGCACUUGGUCUGUGCACGAGGGAAUGUCCUGCAACGGCCAGGCCAAAGGCCAAGCUCGUUCAAAGCCACUUACAAUGUGUGAGACAUGAGCCGCAGUAAAGAAAACAGCAUUAAAAAGAGUCAUCUUAAAAAUACAGUGUUUCUCCAAGUAAGUAUAUUAAUAUUCCACGGAAACAACCAUUUUAUUCAAGGAAUUGUGUUUGUGUUUUCAGUGUUGUAUACCUUUUACAUGCUUUAGCUAGGUUUAACAACAAAUAUUAUAGUGAGAAAAAUAAACACAUUAUCAUAAAGUA
This is a messenger RNA of Scophthalmus maximus (turbot), 2556 nucleotides long. RefSeq names its product ATP-binding cassette, sub-family G (WHITE), member 2b (gene abcg2b). The transcript is spliced from 15 exons. Gene Ontology annotation, cellular component: plasma membrane. NCBI's taxonomy places the organism in Eukaryota, Metazoa, Chordata, Actinopteri, Pleuronectiformes, Scophthalmidae. Bases 134 to 1987 code for a protein of 617 amino acids. Gene Ontology annotation, molecular function: ATP hydrolysis activity; ABC-type transporter activity; ATP binding. The record is from RefSeq and is a predicted model, not a curated record.